AAACAACAAAGUUGGACAGAAUUCUAUAUAAUUUUUAUUUAUUUCGGGUUUUUUUCAGUGAUAUUUAUCGUUUUCGUUAUCGAUUUUAUUGCCGAUCACUCGUUUUUCGUUGCGUCAUGAUGUCCUCAGAAGGCAUAGAGCGCUAUUUUGGCGCCGGCGACAGUGAACAACGAACAGCACUUCAAUUUGCGUUUUAUAAUGUGCUACUUUUUGUUUUGCUCGGAGUCUCAUUAUGUGGUCUGGCUGCUCUCUACAACAUGAUGUACAUGUUUUUAUCACCAAUGCUCUGGGCGGUGCUCGUUGGUACAGUACUUUUCCCGUUCAAAAAGAAGGUCGCAGAUACUGUUCAGCAUUGGCUAAGAAAUCUUCAAAAAUCGAAUCAAACUCUCGCCAAAUCAGUGAUUACUCUCCCGUUCACCGGAUUCUCCAAAAUUUCUGAAAAAAUCUACACAACCUUCGCCAGCCCGAAUGGAGCUAUAAUUGUUAUAGCCUAUACUGCGUUGAAAAUUCUUUCAUAUGAAAGAACUUUUAUGUAUAUUAUCAGCUGGAUGGGACGACUCUACGGAUAUUUGGAUUCUUUCAUUGUUUUCUUUGCGAGACCCUGGGUUCUUCCACUGAUUAUCGUUUAUUUCUGCUGCUACGCCGCCUGGAUUUAUGUUCAAAACCCGAAAGAGAUUAAUAAGAAGCUUGCAAGAUCAUUUUCUCUUCCCAUUUGGAUCUACGUAAUUUCCUACGCUUCCCUGUAUUUCGGACCUCUGAGAGCCGGUGUUUUUGGAGUUUCAGCUGCUGUCCUGGGAAUGUUAUCAGCCGGAUUAAUUGGAGGUCAUAGACCAAGUGAAGAAUUACUUGAGAAAGAAAAUUCUUCUGAAAAUCUAGAUGAAUCCAUUCUUCCUCCAAACGUGGAGAAAGUUCUGGAAACUGCGAAAGAAAAAUUGGACGCAACAGAACAAUCGCUUCUCGACAAUUCCCUUCUCUCCACAUCAACAGUAGACGAAGCUAUCACUGGAGACUGGCUAAUUCGUUGUGUUUUCGGUCUUUGUGCUCUUCUUUGGGUUGUACGUCAUGAUGGAGCCCUGAUUCUUCUCGCAAUUCCAUUUGUAUUGGCUGUAAUCUCCAGAACUGCCGAACAACUUGGAAUCACUGCCGCUAUCCAUAAUUUCCUGGAUUCCACUUGGCAAAAGAUGUCACCAUCAGUCACAAAAAUCGUGGAGAUUACCGUAGCCGGGCCAUUACGACAAUUUGUGAAAAUGUUGUUCUCAUCGGAUAAAUAUAUUGUUGAUACACUACAUGAUAAGAUGGAUGUAUUGUCAUCUGUAAUAGUUAUGGCUCUUCUCGCAUUUUCUGCAAUCUUUUCCGUAUUCUUCUUUGGAUUCCAACUGCAUGGAGAAACGGUUCAUCUUGUCAGACUUACAUCGAAUGUGGUGAAUUCUCGUCCGGAUUGGCUUGCCGCGGCGAUGGAUUAUACGGAGGAUCAGUUGGAAGAGAAUAAUAUUGAUAUUGAUGAUUAUGUUCAGCAGGCUUACGAACAAGGCCGUACUUGGUUGGCCUCCAAUGUGAGAUCCCUGGCGAACGCAAAAGACACAAAAAGAGCCGAUAUGCUCGAGGAGCAGGUUAAGCAAGUCGUUGAUAAACUCUACAAUAUGUGGGAAGAGAGAAAUAAUAAUUUCACAGUUGCAGUAAAUCAGGAGCCACGCGGUGAUGUCUGGACUCAAUUGAAGGGGGUCACUGAUUUGACAGCACUGAAAGACGAGCUAACACUGAUUGUCAAGGAGAAUUUGGACACUCUUAUGGGGAUCGCCCAAUCUAUUGGAGCAAUUCUUGCCGUAAAUGUGUCAAUCUUCUCUUCACUUUUGGUCUCUCUCGCCGGAAUUAUUUUAAGCUUUGGAAUGGAUUUGCUCAACACAUUUAUCGAGAUGAUUGUCUUCCUUACAAUGGUAUAUUAUCUUCUCUCGGCUUCUCGUACUCGCUGGCUUCCUCUUCAAUGGGCUUCUGAUCUCUCAGCAGUCACUACAGCCGAUGGCUCGUCAGCAGGAAAUCAGCAUCAUAUUACUGUAGCGAUAGAACAUGCGAUUUUCGGAGUAUUCGUUCUUUCUGCAAAAAUGGCUGUUUUCUACGGUCUCUACACUUAUUUUGUGCACAGUCUUUUCGAUUUGAACAUUGUAUUUGUUCCAUCAAUGGCUGCCACAGUAUUCGCUGCUAUUCCAAUUAUGCCUCCCUACAUCGUCGCAAUCUUCGGAAUCGUCGAACUCUGGCUGGUUCGAGGAGAAGGAGCAGCUGCUCUUGUAUUCACAGUCGCUUCAUUUGCUCCUGUAAUGUUCGCAGAUGCUACUUUUUACCGGGAAGUUAAGGGAUCUCAUCCAUAUGUGACCGGUUUGGCUAUCAUUGGUGGAAUGUACUGGUUGGGAUUGCAGGGCGCAAUCAUAGGACCAAUUGUUCUCUGCCUUUGCCUCGUACUUGUCAACGUUUAUCUCCAGCACGUGAAGCCAACAGCUCUGUACACCCCAGCUCCGUCUCCACGAAAUGUGAAGCUGCAUAAUCAUUGAUUAUAUUAAUCAAAAAUAUUUUUCGCAUUCUUUAGACACUGCCUUUAGUUUGUUUGACCCCUGUAUUUUACAAAUUUCGGUUCUUGCCAUUCCUGGUGAACUUUUGUCUCAUAAUAAACAUGUAUUUUUUUUCGGA
Caenorhabditis elegans is the source of this 2679-nucleotide messenger RNA. RefSeq names its product Transmembrane protein 245 (gene M01F1.4). Lineage: Eukaryota; Metazoa; Nematoda; Chromadorea; Rhabditida; Rhabditidae. The record is from RefSeq and is marked reviewed. Gene Ontology annotation, cellular component: membrane. The coding region runs from base 117 to 2543 and encodes 808 amino acids. The transcript has 13 exons.